This is a messenger RNA of Podarcis raffonei (Aeolian wall lizard), 3276 nucleotides long. It is a transcript of the gene TBKBP1, whose product is annotated as TBK1 binding protein 1. The coding region runs from base 579 to 2435 and encodes 618 amino acids. Gene Ontology annotation, cellular component: cytoplasm. NCBI's taxonomy places the organism in Eukaryota, Metazoa, Chordata, Lepidosauria, Squamata, Lacertidae. The record is from RefSeq and is a predicted model, not a curated record. The transcript is spliced from 10 exons. Gene Ontology annotation, biological process: canonical NF-kappaB signal transduction.
GUUAUUGCAGGUUCUCUUUAAAUUAAAAAAAAAGGGUACCUCUUUUGCACUGUGACUGUUUCCUGCUUCUGGGGUUUGUGUGUGUGUGUUCUCGGGAGCAGGAAACAGGAGCUGCAAAACCAAGGGAAGCGAGUGCGAGGCAAGAGGCUAUACCAGGCCAGCCAGGAAUGAGAUUUCAAAACAUUUCCUCCUCCUUCCAGAAAUGUGAUCGCCGUUUUCUUUGGGCAACGGGGAGGUGUGGCGGAGCAUCCUUAGGCCACAGAAGGUGAAGCCACCACGUGGGACGCGUGGCGGUUCUGCCAGCCUGAUGAUGAUGGCACACUUCGUGGCGUGAGCCCUGGGGGAGGGGGAGAGAGAGAGAGAGAGAUCGGCUGGAUCUCGAGGAGGGGGAAGAGAGAGAGAGCCACCAAAGAGGGGGGAGGAAGCCCCUGAAGAGAGCCUCCCCCCUCCCCCCAGCAAGCACCCACUUCUACAGCUGCUAAGGAUGGAGGAUCUUUCCCCACCAAGCGGGGAGGUGAUCUGGAGUUUGCCAGGCACUGGCGUUUCCUGCUAAACGCCCGUCUGUCCCUGAUUGUGCCAUGGACUCCAUGUUUGAAGAUGACAUCAGCAUCCUUACCCAAGAUGCUUUGGUCCAGGAGGAUGACUGGCUGGACAGCCCCAAUACCGACCUCUCCAGCGAGAUGUGUUCUGCCUCCCACUUUGCUCUCAUCACGGCCUACGAUGACAUCAAGAACCGCCUGACAGGGCUGGAGCGGGAGAACGCUAGCCUGAAGCGGAAACUGAAGAUGUAUGAGAUUAAGUUCCCACUGAUUAGCGAGUUUGGAGAGGAGCGCAUCUUCCCAGCCUACGACUCCAAGGAGGCCUCUCUUCUGAAAAGCGAGAAAGCCAACCUCCAGCAGCAGCUGAAUCAAUUCCAGCGCGAGCUGCAGAAGAGCAAGGAGAGGGAAGAACAGCUGGGUGAGAUGAUCCAAGCCUAUGAGAAGCUGUGUGUGGAGAAGACUGACCUUGAGUCGGAGCUGGGGCAGAUGAGAGCUCUGGUUGAGACACAUCUGAAUCGUAUCCGAAGCUUAGAGCAGCAGUUGAGGCAGAGAGAUGGCGGCUCGUUCCAGAAUUUCAACUCUCAGCUGCAAAAUCAAGAAGUCCAGUAUCUGUCGCUUCAUGGGAGCCACGUGCUGGAUUGCUCGAUGAACUGGCAGAGCCCCAGGGGCCUCGAACAGGUGGAGGGGCUGGAGGUGCAGAGGCUGGAAGUAGAGCUGGAGGAGACGAGGCAGGAAGUCCAGAAUUCACAACACCGGGAAGAGCAGCUGAAGGCUGAGUGCGAGAGAUUGCAGGCGGAGGUGAAGCAGCUGCAAGAGACACGGGCUCAGGACCUUGCAACGAGUCAGUCGGAGAGGGACAUGGCAUGGGUGAAGAAAGUUGGAGAUGACCAGACUUUCCCCCUUUCCCCCUCUUUUGUCAGGGUAAACCUGGCCCUUGCCUACACGGAGCUGACCGAGGAGUUGUGUCGCCUGAGGAACCUGAGUUCUCUCCAAAGCCAGAUUCUCCGGACGCUUGUGCAAGAGCAGGCCCUCAAUGGUGGUCAGCGGCACUCUCCCCAUUCGCAGCGCCAUUCCCCCGCUCAGCAGCGUCGAUCUCCGGGUCCUCAGUGCUCGUCUCCAGCGCAGCAAGGGAGAUCUUCAUCUGUCCCUCAAUGCCAGUCUCCGGGCCUGCAGAGACGGUCGCCAGCACCGCCCCCUUGCCAGUCCCCCGCGCAUCAGCGCCGUUCCCCAGCGCCGCCCCCUUGCCAGUCCCCCGCCUCGCAGCGUCGUUCACCUGCCCCGCUGCCCGCCCAGCCUCCUGCCCCGCAGCGCUGCUCGCCGGGCCCCAAUUGCUCCUCCCCCGCCAUCACCUCGCAGCACAGGUCGCCGGGUGGCGAGAGGAGCAUCAUGGAUCUGGCCUACUCCAAACCCUUGAGCCACCACAUCAAGGCGAGCUUCCAGGGCCGCCGGAGCUACUCGGAGGUGAGCGAUGCGGCUAUGUACCAGCAGAACCGCUCCCUCUGGCUGCAGCCGGAAGCUUCCACCUUACCAAAGCACCGUCCCUACGGCGAAGUUUACGCCAGAGACGCCUUCGAGGAGCACUUGCGCUUUGAGAAGCAGUCCUCGGACGAAGACGACUGGGCCCUCCCAAGUCCCCCCAGCCCUGAAGCGGGGGGCAUCCGCUGCGCCUCCUUCUGUGCAGGGUUCCCUAUCCCCGACACCUCCACACACCGGACUGAUGCCUCGUACUCCAGGGCUGAGCAUGCCCAGUCCUGGCCUUCAAUCAAUUUGCUGAUGGAGACGGUGGACUCUGACAUCCGAAGCUGCCCUCUCUGCCAGGUGGCCUUUCCCAUCGGUUACCCAGAUGACGCUUUGAUAAAACACAUUGAUUCACACCUGGAGAACAGUAAGAUCUGAGGCCUGCACACCUGCCACGCCCUUCCUCUUCCAGCUUCCUUAGUGAGACCCGUCCACCUCACUCACCAGGCCCCCCCCCCCCAACUUGGAUGCUGCAUGAAAAGUGGUGGUGCAACAGGGGCUCGCUCUAAAAUACCUCCAAGUCUCCAGUAGACUGAACCGGAAGAAGAGUUUUGCCUCUCCCUCUCCCUCUUCUCUGCCUUGGUUUCUAAAGUGGGUUUCCUCUUCCUCCUGCUCUUGAUGAGUAGGGCCUGCAAUAUUUCUCCAAUGCUUGAACCAGUCGUGGAGGUUGUGGGGAUAGGAGGCGAGAAAUGCGCUUCGGCCAGGCUUAGCAGACAGAGCAUGCCGCCGCCGCUCUCCAUCUGAACGCUCAGAACCGAGGGCAGGGGAUGACUCUUUAUCUAUGUGGUUCUGGUUUGGGUGUCUCUGGAAGAUCUCAGGGUAGGAGAAAUCUCUCGGGGUUGUGUGUGUGUUUUUUGGGGUGGGGCAGGGGAAAUGGGCUGAGGAACUCUUGGACUUGCUGAGGUGACAGCCUGGCACUCAGGUGAAAGAAAUCGGAAGGUUUCGUUUUUGUGCCCCUCCCGCGAGCAGGAAAGUCCCAAGUGGGUCCAGUCUCCCUGCCUUUUCUGCUACUAAGGAGGACGUUCAGGUCUCACUCCUUGUUGACCAUUAAUUAUCAGACACAGAAAGCCUUGGCCUCCAACUGCUGGUUCAAGUGUCUUGGUCUUUUACAUUAAAAGCCCACUUUAACGAUGCUGCUGAGAAAUAGAGCCAACUUCCAGAGGUGUAGCAUGGAUGUUCUUAUGUUAUUGCACUGGACAUUAAAACACACGGAAGCUUU